Molecule: messenger RNA, 2067 nt
Organism: Larimichthys crocea (large yellow croaker)
Lineage: Eukaryota; Metazoa; Chordata; Actinopteri; Sciaenidae
Gene: paqr5b
Product: progestin and adipoQ receptor family member Vb
Exons: 8
Coding region: 193-1275 (360 amino acids)
Cellular component (GO): membrane
Molecular function (GO): signaling receptor activity
Source: RefSeq, a predicted model, not a curated record
AGGAGGAGGAGUGGCACAGGUACACUGGUUAUUCUCGCUGGGUUUGAAGAGGGUGGAGAUGAAGGGGAGAAACCUUGAGGACAGCAUGGCAACACAAGCUUUAUAAAGACAGGAGUCACACCCAGCCUGCGGCCUCAGUUCAGCUCUCCUCCCAGACAGCAGCAGCAGCAGCAGCAGCACUCUGCGGUAGUCAUGCUCAGCCUCAUCAGAUUACCACGAGUCUUCACCAUCAAUCAAGUGCCCAAAGUUUUCCAUGAGGACAGCAUCAUCUCCGGCUACAGACACCCCCGCAGUUCAGCCACUGACUGCAUCCUGAGCCUCUUCCAGCUGACCAAUGAGACGCUCAACAUCUGGACCCACUUUCUGCCCACCUGGUACUUUCUUUGGAAACUAGUGACGGUGGUGCUGAUUCAGACAGCAUGGCAGGACUCCUUUACCUGGCCUUUGGUGAUCUUCUUGGUCUCCUGCUGCAUUUACCCGCUGGCGUCGAGCUGCGCUCACACCUUCAGCAGCAUGUCGGCACGGGCACGCCACAUCUGCUUCUUCUUUGACUAUGGCGCCCUCAGUUUCUACAGCCUGGGGUCAGCAAUCAGCUAUUCAGCUUAUGUUUUCCCGGACAAGUGGGUGAACAGCUUCUUUCACCAGUGGUACAUCCCCAUCGCUGUGUUCAACACUGUCAUCUGCACCGCUGUUGCCUGCUACUCCAGGCUUGGCUUACCAUUUCUGCAAUAUAAUCAUGACAUCGUAAAGAGAUUCCCUGAAUGCCAGAGUCCAAAGUUCAGCAAAUAUCUCCGUGUUGUUGCCUUUGCCUACCCGUACCUGUUCGUCAACAUUCCUUUGUUCUACAGGGUGUUUCUGUGUGUAGGGGAAGGCUGCACAGACAAUGAUACCAACAUCCUCCACUAUAACCACAUCGCCUUGGCUUUCCUCACAGGAUUUCUGUUUGCCACACAUCUACCCGAGCGCCUGGCACCGGGCAGCUUCGACUACAUAGGUCACAGCCAUCAACUCUUCCACGUGUGCGGCAUCCUCGGCACACACUUCCAGAUGAAGGCCAUCGAACAGGACAUGUUGACCCGGCGCCCCUGGCUCCUCGAACGCUCCAUAUCCGUCACCUUUUCCAACUCAGUGGGUGCAGCGUUGUUUUGCAUUGUGGUGAAUUUGACCAUCAUCAUCCUCUACAGUCUACCUCUCCUCUCUGCUCCGGUGUGCCAAGAAAACACACAUGGUAAAGGUUCAAAGAAAGCCUCAGCGAAGGUCUGCCCAUGCUACUAAAUCUCACGGCUGAAGGAUCCCAGCUGGUGAAAAGAGUGCAUUAUGUGUGAUGUAGAAACAUUGUAAAGAACACUCAAACUAUGGGGAGCUGACGUUAUGUUGAAGUGAAUCAUAACUUGCAAUCUGCACUAUACUCAUGGUGGUAUACGGCCCUCAGACGUCACUGCGAUGGCGGCUGUUGACGUGUGGGUAAACUGAAAAUAAGAGCAAGAGUUGCACAAACAUAUGAAUGGAAAAUUAACAAAAAGUUUGUUACCAUAAUAUGUAAUUUAUCUAAAUGUUUCCGAGGAAACUUGUUCCUGCGAAAAAACUACAAAUGUAGUAAUUCUCUGAUUUCCACACAUGGAGUAUGAAGUGACAGGACACAAAAAAAAAACUGUAUAAAAUUCAAAAAGCUAAUUUCACUUUCAAUUUGAAAUUGUAACGCUGCGUGCCUUUUCAUAUAUAGUGAUUUUUUUUGUACACAGCCUAUUGAAUCAAUGAAGUUUAGUAAAAGCAGUGUGACUGUACAUCACUCAGACCUCAAGACGAGUCAAGACAAAAGAAACUGUCAUGACAAGGGAAGAAAAACAUUUUGCGCUUUGAUUUGCCUACAAAGCAGCAAGAUCAGUUACCGUUAAUGUAAGAUAAUAUAAUACAGAGUAAAUGUUGUCAGAGCUGUUUAUUUCCCUCAUAUGAUUGCUGUUUCUGUCUCUGUAGACAUGUGAUAUGUCACAGUGUUCUGUUGAUGCAGAACUGAGAGUAUUUAUGUACGUUAUUUAUUAUGAUUUUUCAAAUGAACUAUUAACCAAA